CAGACUUUCAACUUGCUGAAAGUGAGCUUUAAAAAAACAAAAUGGGGGAUUGCUACAAUUGUCGUUAUUGCAAAGAUUCCCUCCAUGGCAAGAAAUACAUCUUGCGAGAGAACAACCAGUAUUGUAUCAAAUGCUAUGAAAAUCUCUACUCCAAUACAUGUGAAGACUGCAAGGCACCAAUCGGCAGUAAUUGCAAGGAUUUGUCCUACAAGGAUCAUCACUGGCAUGAACAAUGUUUCAAGUGUGCUAAGUGUGGCCAUCCUCUUGCUGAGAAACCUUUUGCUGCCAAGGAUGAUAAUCUCCUGUGCAUGGAAUGCUAUUCUGAUGAGUACUCUUCAAAAUGCUUCAACUGCAAAAAGACCAUCAUGCCUGGAUCUCGUAAAAUGGAAUACAAGGGAAACAGUUGGCAUGAAACUUGCUUUGCUUGUGAACGCUGCCAGCAGCCAAUAGGAAUCAAGCCUUUUAUCCCUAAGGAAAAUGCUAACUACUGUGUACCAUGCUAUGAGAAGCAGUUUGCUCACCACUGCUCAUCCUGCAAGAAGGCAAUAACCACUGGAGGUGUGACUUACCAUGACCUACCAUGGCACAGGGAGUGCUUUUUGUGUACUGGAUGUAAAAUGCAGCUGACAGGUCAACAUUUCACCUCGAGGGAUGACUUCCCUUACUGCCUGGAUUGCUUCAGGAAUCUCUUUUCCAAAAAGUGUGUUGCCUGUUCCCAAGCAAUUGCUGGUUUUGGAAGCUCAAAGUACGUCUCAUUUGAGGAUCGCCAAUGGCACAAUGAUUGCUUCAACUGCAACAAAUGUGCCAUUUCCUUGGUUGGGCAGGGAUUUCUCUCAAAACGUGAUGCUGUCCUUUGUCCUGAAUGUGGUCGAGAUGUUUAA
Messenger RNA from Pristis pectinata (smalltooth sawfish), 881 nucleotides. Its product is annotated as four and a half LIM domains protein 2-like. The record is from RefSeq and is a predicted model, not a curated record. The coding region runs from base 42 to 881 and encodes 279 amino acids. Lineage: Eukaryota; Metazoa; Chordata; Chondrichthyes; Rhinopristiformes; Pristidae. Gene Ontology annotation, molecular function: transcription coregulator activity. Gene Ontology annotation, cellular component: Z disc; nucleus. The transcript has 6 exons.